Molecule: messenger RNA, 1368 nt
Organism: Punctularia strigosozonata HHB-11173 SS5
Lineage: Eukaryota; Fungi; Basidiomycota; Agaricomycetes; Corticiales; Punctulariaceae
Exons: 7
Coding region: 1-1368 (455 amino acids)
Molecular function (GO): pyridoxal phosphate binding; transaminase activity; identical protein binding
Source: RefSeq, a predicted model, not a curated record
AUGCGUUCCAACAGCCAACUUGCAUCGCUCGAGGCCGAGUUCGGCCCGCAUGUCACCAAAGGGCUCGGUCGCAUCACCCCGGGCGUUGUUACCAAAGGGCAGGGGUCCUAUGUGCACAUGCACGAUGGCCGAAAGCUGCUCGAUUUCACCUGCGGCAUCGGCGUGACCAACCUCGGACAUGCCCAUCCUAAGAUUAGUGCUGCGGCAGCCGAACAAUGCAUGAACAUCGUUCACAGCCAGUGCUCCAUCGCCUUCCAUGGGCCUUAUCUGCAGCUCGUGAAGUACCUCCUGCCAUUAAUGCCCGAUCCAUCCCUCGACUCCUUCUUCUUCUGGAACUCGGGUUCUGAGGCGAUCGAAGCCGCACUCAAGAUGGCACGCCUCUUCACCGGCCGGCAGAACAUCAUCACCAUGCAGGGCGGCUACCACGGCCGCACGUUCGGCGCGAUGGCCGUGACGCGGAGCAAGACGAUCUACAGCGAAGGAUGCGCUCCGCUCAUGCCUAGCGUGUUCACCAUUCCUUACCCUUACUUCCACCACUUCUCUCUGCCAGCCUCCACCUCGCCGGACGAGCUCGCCCAGCUCGCACUCUACCAGCUGGAUCUUGUCCUCGCGCAGCAGUCUGCACCGAAGGACACGGCUGCCAUCCUCAUCGAGCCUGUCCUCGGCGAGGGCGGGUACGUACCGGCCCCGACAAGCUUCCUGAAGGGGCUGCGGGAGGUAUGCGAUAAGCACGGUAUCUUGCUCAUCGUAGAUGAGGUACAGAGCGGCUUCGGCAGGACGGGUAAGAUGUUCGCCAUCGAACGCAGCGGUGUCCGUCCUGAUAUCUUGACCAUCGCCAAGGGCCUUGCCAAUGGCUUCCCCCUGAGCGGCGUAAUCAGCCGCAAGGAGCUCACUGACAAGCUCAAGCCCGGCUCAAUGGGUGGCACAUACGCAGGUAACGCCGUUUCUUGCGCCGCGGCUGUCGCUGUCGCGGACGUCUUCCGCUCCGAACCGAUCCUCGACAACGUCGCCGCGCGCUCAUCCGAACUCCUCUCCUUCCUCCGCCGCCUGCAGGCGGACGAUAACUUUGGAAAACAGAUCCUCGAUGUCCGCGGCGAGGGGCUGAUGGUCGCCGUGGAGUUCGCCUCGCCCGCGCCCGUCGGCGGCGAGCGUGAUCCGCUCCGGCGUCCUGAUGCCGUGAAGGGCCUGGCGAGCAGGGUCGCGAAGCGAUGCGUGGAGAAGGGAAUGUUACUGCUGACGACGAGCGUAUAUGAGGUGGUACGGUUCAUCCCGGCGCUCAACAUCGGCGAGGAGGAUAUGCAGAAGGGAUGCGCGAUCUUUGAGGAGGCGCUGGAGGAGGUGAUCAAAGAGGACGUACCGUGGUGCUGA